GGAAUUGUAGAAAGGGUGAUAACUGUCCCUUUCGCCAUGAUAUGAAUAAUGGCUCCUCGAGGUCUGGCAACUCACUGAAAGAUGAAGUUAGCCGGUUCUGCGAUCCAAAGUCGUUGGAUAUGAAGGAGAAAGAACUGCGUGACACCUUGGACAUCUACAGAGAAUUGGACAUGGUUGUGACGUCUUCGAUGGGGUUGCCGUUCCCAGCAUCGGUCAAUCUCAUAGCCGGCAGGGACUAUUCAUUUGAAGAGUCGAGGUGGGAUUUUAUACAGUCUCAGACCUCCAACACGCUGUCCCAGUACGAAACGGCGAUGAUCUCGAGGAAGUCAGAUAUGGAUUGGUGUGUGAAAGAACUUUUGCGAGACACAAGAAAGGCUGCAAGAUAUACACAGACUGUCACUGAGAAGCAGUUCAACGGUGAACAAGUGACUGUUCGACCAUUCUUGAGCAAGGAACUGGACCUCACUGGUCAGUCGAACAAUGCUUUGGCACUGGGGUCUGGCUCUAAUCCGUUUGGCUCUCAGAAACAGACAACAUCAGCGUUUGGAUCAUCAGGAUUCGGUUCCAAAGGUAAUAGCAAUGGAUCUUCCUCGUUUGGCCAAUCGUCAUUUGGACAAUCAGUGUUUGGCCAGGCUUCGAGUACAAGUGCAUUUGGCCAGGCUCCGAGUACAGGUGCCUUUGGUUCUUCAGGAUUUGGAGCUGCUAAGGGAUCAAGUGCCUUUGGUUCUUCAGGAUUUGGAGCUGCUGGAGGAUCAAGUGCCUUUGGAUCCUCAGGAUUUGGACAACCUUCGAAUAAUGCCAAUAGCUCGACUUCACCUUUUGGUAAGCUGGGUGGUGGAUCUGCAACGACGACGUCUGCUUUUGGAUCUUCAGGAUUCGGACAGAGUACAAGUUCAAAUACAACUUCACCAUUCGCACAGAUGACUGGUAAUAGUAACUCUACAAGUUUUGGUCAAAGUGGGUUUGGUUCUUCGACUGAUUCAAAGUCACCGUUUGGUCAGUUAUCCACUGGAGACUCAAAGAGCUCGCCGUUUGGUCAAUUAUCCACUGCAGCCUCAAAGAGCUCGCCGUUUGGUCAGUUAUCCACUGGAGACUCAAAGAGCUCGCCGUUUGGUCAACCUGCUACCUCCACUACUUCCGCCUUUGGUCAGCCUACUUCAUCUGCUUUCGGUCAGUCUGCUUCGACGUCUGCCUUUGGCCAACCUGCUUCAACAUCUGUCUUUGGCCAACCUACUGCAUCUGCCUUUGGUCAAAGUACGACGAAUAACUCACCAUUUGGCCAGCAGAAUACUAAUAAUGUCUCAACGUUUGGCCAAUCCACAUCGUCUGCAUUUGGUUCAGGCUCGUUUGGAUUCUCAAAUGGUUCAAAUUCACACAAUACGGCAUUCACUCCAGGCCUAAAACAGAGUGAAAAGGAACCUGAAAGGGUAAAAGAAGAUGAUUUGAGCGAGGAGAUUAUCAAGCUGUUUAAAGAAGAAGCCUUCAUACUGGGAAAGGUUCCCGAAAUUGAACCACCAUUGGUGCUAUGCUAAACUGGUGUAAAACCUAGGCUCCUGCCUGUGCAGCUUCUGCGUCUCUUCUCAAUCCGACAUAAGUGUUUAAUAUAACGUUUUGACUUUGCACAGACGUGGCGAAGGAAUCUC
This is a messenger RNA of Williopsis jadinii, 1643 nucleotides long. RefSeq names its product FG-nucleoporin NUP42. The record is from RefSeq and is a predicted model, not a curated record. The transcript has 2 exons. Bases 42 to 1532 code for a protein of 496 amino acids. NCBI's taxonomy places the organism in Eukaryota, Fungi, Ascomycota, Saccharomycetes, Phaffomycetales, Wickerhamomycetaceae.